CACCAUUUACUGCAAAGCAAACAGCGACUUUUCCUCCGAGUCACCAGCUCAAUUUCCACUUUCCCCUUCCUCACUUCACUGCACCUAGCAACGUCCCCAGCUCCCAUCUAAUUCUAACUCUCACUGUCUCCGAAUCGGCGCUGCAAUCGGAUUAAUAGUAAUUUAAGCAAAAACACGAUCUCUCCAGAAUGGAGAUUAGAUCCGUCUCAGUACGCAGAGUGAAUUGGAGGUCACUUUCCGCAGGUAAUCGCUAGCAGAAUCUACAAGUAGCAGAGAAUGAGACAGAGAGAUGGAGGACUGAAAUACUUUCAAGAACUUUAAACAAGUGACCAUCUCGAAUACUGAUUCAUCAAGACUGUUCACAAAUACUACGUGCAUUCCUGCAAGAGGGGAAGCCGCUCAAAUUGACGGCCAUGGUAGGCUCUGUCCAUGGUGCUGCAAUACGGCUGUUGCUGUCCGUGGUCCUGCAAUCAGAACAGCCCCGCGCCAGUCGCAUUGGGAAUGUACGAUUCAUUUCGACAGAUCACGACAAAUAUUUUCUCCGAAUAAGCAACGUCAAUGAUGGUGGAUUAACCUUGGAGGCAAAAGAAAUGUUUCCUUUUCUUGCUUAGUGGAAUAACCCAAUCUAAAUAGAAGCAGAACAUGUAUUUUGUUCAUUAAGGCGAUGUCUAUGGGAGUUCUGUCAUUAGGGAAAGAGUGAUAUCACAUUAAUGAGGAUGAUGAUAUUUUUGUAAUAUAUCAUUUAAUUUUUUUUAACCACGGUUAAAACUGGGAGAAAGUGACAGUUUUGCCCAGCUCCAACAAAAGUACGGGAUUACCAAACUGGACUCUGAACAUCAAUCCAUCUUCAUUGAUUGGUUACUCACUUCUUCAGGGGCAGAUGUCACUACUCUUUGUGAAUGAAUCUACCCUGUUUAGAUUCCAGCUGUAAAUGCUUCCAGGAAAAUGCUGAGUUCCUGUUGGACAAUAACAGGCCAUCUAUUAGAGUUCACUAAUCAUCCUCAAUGCUAUUACAUACCAAAGCAAAGGUUCUUUAUGAAGUUAAAGUUCUUUCCAUCAUUAUGCUGCCUGCUUCUGGGAACACUAAUCUUUCCGCACUGCGUGCACACUUCAGUUUUCAAGGUUGGAGUUGUUGGGCCUUGGUACUGUGACCCAAAUUUUUCCAAGGCUCUUCCAUCAAUGGCAGCCAAGCUGGCGGUUGAUCGAAUUAACAAACAUGGUUCCUUAUACAAUAGAUAUAAGCUUGAACAUGUGGUGCUUCAAGAUGAUUGUCAGACUUCAAAGGCACUGAGUAACUUUGUGGAGUUUGAAGAACGUGCAUCUGCAUUUUUGGGUCCAGUGAACCCAGGCUAUUGUGAGGCAGCUUCACUUUUGGGCAAGAACUGGAACAAGGGAAUAUUCUCAUGGGCCUGUGUUAACUUUCAACUUGAUAAUGCCAACAGUUACCCUACAUUUGUGAGGACUUUACCAUCACCUGCCAGGGUUUUGUUUGGUGUGAUGAAAUAUUUUCGCUGGGCUCAUAUCGGUAUAAUAUCUUCAAAUGAAAAUAUCUGGGUAGACACUGCUAACAAAUUAGCCAAUGCUCUCAGAUACAAUGGACUUCCAGUUGGCAUUGUCACCUCAAUGGGAUUCACUGAUGAAGAUAUUAUGGAAACCUUAAUGAAGAUUAAAGACGUUCCAGACCUUCGAAUUGUUAUCAUGUGCAUGCACUCGGUCCUCAUUGGAGGUGAGGAGCAGGCUGUCUUACUGCAGAAAGCCCACGACAUGGGGCUGACCAAUGGGAGGUUCGCUUUUGUACCAUAUGACACCUUACUCUACAGUCUUCCUCACAAAAAUACAUCUUACUCUGUGCUGAGGGACAACAGCAAGCUGCGAGAGGCUUAUGAUGCUGUUUUGACGAUAACGAUGGCAUCUGAAGAGAUGAGUUUCCGUGAGGCAUUUUUAAAGGCACAAGAGAACGGUGAAAUAGUGACAUCUCAGCAACCAGAGCAGGUUUCACCUCUCUUUGGAACAAUUUACAAUGGCAUUUACUUUAUCGCCAAAACCAUGGAGAAUGUUCAGCAAGCUGGGGCCCACAUUUCAAGAAUGGCUCUUGCCAAAUCCACCAGGAAUUUAACAUUUGCCGGAUUUAAUCAGCAGAUUGGGACCAACGACCGAGGGGAAGGGAUAGUGAACUAUGUCAUCUUGGACACUGAUGGGAGAAGUCACCAACUGGUGCCCACCUACACCAUCAACAUGGCAAUGGAAAUGAUACAAGACAGCAGCAGUGCCAUUCACUUCCCUGGGGGCUCACCUCCUGGCGCUGAUUCCAGCUGCUGGUUUGAUCUAGAUGUCACUUGCACAGGAGGUAUUGAGUUAACAGCCGUCAUACUAGCUUUUGGGUUAAUCUGUGCUCUUGCAUUAUGUGGGCUUGGUCUCACCUACAUCAUCAGGCACCGAAUCCAGAUGAUACAGAUGGUGAAAGGGCCGAACAAGAUCAUAAUGACCCUCGAAGAUCUCACUUUCAUCAAUCCACAACUCAGUAAGAAGAAAAUAAAUCUGGAUGAGCUGAGUGAUGGAAGAAGUGUAUCUGAACGGAAAAGUCUCAAAUCUGGAAUUUGCUCACUGUCCGGCAAAAGCCUUACUACAGUAACCCACGAGAAUUCAAAUGUAGCUCUGUACGAGGGGGAUUGGGUCUGGCUAAAGAAAUUUGACCCUGGAAGUCUCUGUGAGGUACAGAAAUCUACAACAAACAUACUGAGAAAGAUGAGAGACUUGCGUAACGAGAAUGUGAACCCUUUUCUGGGCUUCCUCUGUGACAGUGGAGUGCUGGCCAUCACGAGUGAGUACUGCUCCCGAGGAAGUCUUCACGAUCUCCUCAGAAACGAUGACGUGAAGCUUGACUGGAUGUUCAAGUCCUCUCUCCUAAUGGAUUUAAUCAAGGGAAUGAAAUAUCUGCACCACCGAGAGUUUCCCCAUGGACGCCUGAAAUCAGGAAACUGCCUGGUGGAUGGGCGGUUUGUGCUGAAGAUUGCUGACUACGGCUACUUGGAGUUGUUGGAGACACAGAAGGUUCCACGAGAGAAGCCACCACCAGAAGAAUUAUUCUGGACAGCUCCUGAGUUCCUGAGAGACCCUGAAUUGUCCAAGAAGCCAACGCUGAAAGGAGACACUUACAGCUUCGCCAUUAUUUUGCAGGAAGUCGUGGUUCGAGGCUCCCCUUAUUGCAUGUUAGAUCUCAGCCCUGAAGAGAUUAUCAGGAAGGUGAAGAAGCCACCCCCUAUGUGUCGACCCACUGUCUCUGCAGACCAAGCCCCAUUGGAGUGCAUUCAAUUGAUGAAACAGUGCUGGAGUGAACUACCUGAGAGGAGGCCUACCUUCAAUGAGAUCUUUGACCGAUUCAAAACCAUAAACAAGGGGAAGAAGACAAACAUCAUUGACUCAAUGCUUCGGAUGCUUGAACAGUACUCCAGUAAUCUCGAGGAUUUGAUCCGUGAGCGUACUGAAGAACUAGAGGUUGAGAAACAGAAAACAGAGAAACUUCUGUCGCAGAUGUUGCCUCCGUCUGUUGCUGAAGCUUUGAAAGUGGGUGGGAAUGUGGAGCCUGAAUAUUUUGACCAGGUGACCAUCUACUUUAGUGACAUUGUUGGCUUCACCACCAUAUCAGCAUUGAGUGAGCCCAUACAGGUCAUUGACCUCUUGAAUGACCUCUACACUUUGUUCGAUGCUGUUUUAGGCAAUCACGAUGUUUACAAGGUCGAAACCAUUGGUGACGCUUACAUGGUGGCAUCAGGUCUCCCAAAAAGAAAUGGCAAUAAGCAUGCUGCUGAGAUAGCCAAUAUGUCCUUGGCCAUCCUCAGCUCAGUGGGUACCUUCAAAAUGAGACACAUGCCUGAUGUGCCCAUCAGGAUAAGGAUAGGGAUGCAUUCAGGGCCAUGUGUGGCAGGAGUUGUGGGACUCACCAUGCCCAGAUAUUGUCUUUUUGGAGAUACAAUCAAUACAGCUUCACGCAUGGAAUCUACAGGCCUGCCUUAUCGAAUUCAUGUCAAUCAGUCCACUGUGAGGAUACUCCAGAGUUUAAAUGAAGGUUAUCGAAUACAGGUUCGAGGGAAAACCGAGCUGAAGGGAAAAGGCGUAGAAGAAACCUAUUGGCUUAUCGGAAAAGAUGACUUUACUGCUCCUUUACCUGAGCCUCCAGCAAUCAAACCAGGGGAAGACUGGCAGAAGAUGGUGACAGAAGAAAUUACAAUGAUGUUCAGGAACGCAAACAGGAAGGCUGACAAACACAGGGCUUGAACAAGCAGGGCGAAUUUUCAAAGGAGAGCAGUGCCCCGCUGGAAUCACCUUUGUUGUCAAAGCCAAGGGCUUUUUGAAGAAGCUCAGCUAAAUCUCUUGGAAGCUCAUCGCUAUAAUGAGAUUGAAGCAGAUCUUUUUAAUUCUGUUCCACCCAGCACAGCAGAAUGAAACUCUUCUAUUUAAAGGGCAGGGGGAGGGACUGAGGUCAUGUAUCUCUUAAAUAGCUCCACGCUAUUGGACGAUGGCAGGUUUGAUGAAGCUAUGCUGCAAUGCAGAUUUCAACUGUGGUUAGCAAAUAUACUCCACUGUGUUUCUGUUUCCAAACAUUAUACUUUCCAGCUUUUAAGUUCCUUAUCCUGAGAGACUUUCUAAUUGUUAUGUAUCCGAGGAUGGUGUACCCUUGUUUUAUCUGCUACAGUGAUGAGAAGAAGAAUGUGAAAUGAUGAACUGGUCAGGUGUAUCAAAGGUCCACUAUUGUAUUCUUCGACCGCUUAUGGUCGAAACAAUGAAAGUAACUUGUAGAAUGUGGUCUGAACAAUGGCAAAACCUUCCGUCCUUGCUCCCCACACCUCAUUCACCCAUUAGCACCCUAAAGAAUAACCUACAGCAGCUUUCACUGCUCAGCAUUCUGAGCUGGUCGCUAAGUAAGUAACCAAUCUUAUGGCAACACCCAAGCUUUAGCUAUGCCAGAUUUGCUGGCAAUGUGGGUACGCCACAAUGCACUGCAGCAUGAGGCAGGCUGCCCUGCUGAUUCAGGGGAGCAGUGGACCAUGGGCACAUCAAGUCCAUGAUUCCCCCUCACACCCCUCUCCUUCCAAAUUUGGGAUUUACCCAAUGAGGUGCUUUGAUGUGCAGUAAAAUGUUGAGGUGGAAUGAGGUGAGAUGGUUCUUCCCCAUUUAGUGGGAGGUCACGUAAGAGAGGGGUUAAUUUAGGACAGAUUUAUUGCUGUCUUUUAAACCAGGCUCAGUGUGAGAGUGAAGGGGCUGAAGACUGGGAGGAGUCCGGGGAGAAUGGUAGUGGAGAGAAAUGAUGGUGUAUGCUCCUUCCUAAUUCAAGAAUGAUGUUGAUUAUAAGAUUACCUGCUGAAGGAUGGAGAGAAAUUGGGGAAGGGGUUACCAAAAAAAAUUAAAUGUACAUAUUUUUAGGCAAUAAAGCAUCAUUCAAGAUUGGUGAGUUUAGAAUACAAUCUAUGAGAUUAUUUUAUUUCUUCAUAAAGCAUGUAUAUCUGGAAGCUGGCUUCUUUAUGUCUGAGCUUAAUGAGUUAGAGAAAGGGAGCACAUAAACUGGUUGGUCCUUUUUGUAGUUUACACUGGUAUGGACUCUUCUCUUGAACAUCUACAUAGUCUACUGUCUAUUUGGAAAUCUAAAACAUAUAGCUCUACUCUAACUGAAGGAGGUGUUAAUGUUAGUACUUAGCUACACAGAAAACACUCAAUACUUGGGUGCCAGCCACGCGUUAUGCUUUAGCACUCUCACUACCAUGUCAUACAGUCGUACAGCAGGAAGCAAACCUUCAGUCCAACUAGUCUAUGUUGAUCAUAAUCCCAAACUACACUAGUCCCACCUGCCUGUGCUUGGCACAUAUCCCUCCAACCAUUCCUUAUUAACAUACUUAUUUAAAUAUCUUUUAAAUGUUGUAAUCGUACCUGUAUCCACCACUUCCUCUGACAGUUCAUUCAGCCACACUCUGUAUAUAAAGAAGUUGCCCCUCAUGUCUUUUUCAAAUCUUUCUCCUCUCACCAUGCUCCCUAGUCUUGAAGUGCCCCAAUCUAGAGAAAAGAUACCUGUCAUUCACCUUAUCUAUGGCCGCUCAGGAUUUUAUAAACCACUCUGAGGUCACCCCCUCAACCUCCUGCGCUCCAGUGAAAGAAGUCCCAGCCUAUCCAAUCUAUCCUUAUAACUCAAGCCCUCCAUUCCUGGCAAAUCUUUUCUGAUCACCCUCCAGCUGAAUAAUAUUCUUCCUCUAAGAGGGCAACCAGAACCUGACACACUCCUGGGGUGGCAAUGGCCUGGUG
Messenger RNA from Stegostoma tigrinum, 6291 nucleotides. It is a transcript of the gene gucy2f, whose product is annotated as guanylate cyclase 2F, retinal. Gene Ontology annotation, molecular function: peptide receptor activity; guanylate cyclase activity; ATP binding. Lineage: Eukaryota; Metazoa; Chordata; Chondrichthyes; Orectolobiformes; Stegostomatidae. The coding region runs from base 946 to 4275 and encodes 1109 amino acids. The record is from RefSeq and is a predicted model, not a curated record. The transcript has 19 exons. Gene Ontology annotation, biological process: receptor guanylyl cyclase signaling pathway; protein phosphorylation; cGMP biosynthetic process.